UGCAUCAGAUCUCCUUUCAUUCAUUCAUUCAUUCUUGCUUUCUUUCUUUCUUUCGUUCUUUGUUUUUUUUAUUUUUUUUUAUUUUAUUAUUUUGUAUAAAGCAUGAAAUACCUUGCACUUAUCUUGAUUUUAUGUACACUAACUAGUAUUGUUUAUGGUGCUGAAAAUAAUUUAGACAAUCCAUUAUCACCACGUACUAUUGAAAUUGAUAAAAUUGCACCUAUAUAUUCUUAUAGAAUUAAACAUUACAAAAUACAUACUACCGCUAAUCAACAAAUCAAACGAGCUGUAAUUGAUAAUAAGACCUAUUAUGACUUUACAAAUCAAGAGAAAGAAGACAUUUUUAAAAAGGCAGAUAUAGAUGGCAUGUCAGUAGCAAGAGAUCGUCAAUCUCAAUCCCCUUAUUCUUUGUCACCGUCUUCUUCUUCUGCAACAGUUGUAACUCUAUUUACUACACCAACUGCGACAAUGCAAGUACAACAAGAAGUUGUUUCCUCUUUAUCAAAUAAAAUUGAGGCAUGGAGCUUAUUAGGGAUAAUAUGUUUUCUAGCAUCUAUUAUAAUGAUGAUGAAGAUGUAAAAGAAAGAAAAGUGACUUUUUAAUUUUUUAUAAUUGAAAAAAAAAAAAUAAAAAUAAAAAUAAAAAUAAAAAAUAAAAAAAA
Messenger RNA from Cokeromyces recurvatus, 661 nucleotides. RefSeq lists its product as uncharacterized. The coding region runs from base 103 to 579 and encodes 158 amino acids. The transcript has 3 exons. NCBI's taxonomy places the organism in Eukaryota, Fungi, Mucoromycota, Mucoromycetes, Mucorales, Mucoraceae. The record is from RefSeq and is a predicted model, not a curated record.